UUGCUGUGAUUAAUUGUUUCAAUUUACGAAGAUAUUAAUUUGUUCGACGAUUAUUGAACCGGAAUCUGCGGAAAGUUUAUUCGUUCUGCUAUAUCAUUGGUUGUUUUGCCGAGAUUUGUUCGUUUGUUCGCUACGAUUUUCGUGAAAAAGGCCAAUGGAAAGGUAUCGUGUUCCGGUAUGCCAGUACUGCGGGGAGGAGUUUGAGACAGGACAAGAAACUGUACAGAAUGAAACCUGUCCACAUACUUACCAUCGCGAGUGCGUUAAAAGCUUAACUGAGCAACGUACGCCCGCCGGCAAUUUCCGCUAUCUCCCCGCAAAAUGUCAACAUCGAAGUUGCGGUGCGGUUUUGAUUCGACAACACUAUCACAGUGUUAUUUUCCGCUACGAGACGCCCGAAAAUAUUUGCACCAACUCUGGACACCGGCAUAGAAUCGCGAAUCUUAGCGACACGAUUGAUUUCCAGGGUGAGCGCAUCAAUGCAUUAAAUGAUUCGCUUCGUGAUACGGUAGCGCAGAAUGAAAUUAUGACCGGAAGAAUCGCAGAUCUGGAACGCGAAAUUACUCGACUUAGGCGACCAGCGCAAGAUUACCAAGAUUUCGAAGACGAUCUCAACCGUCGAGAUAACGAUGACGACGACGAUAUCGCCAAUGCACAGCAGCAAAUGGUAAAUUACGAUAAUCGAGCUGCUGGAAAUGAAAAUCAGGACGAUCAAGCUCCAGAGAAUUACGCAAAUGACGAUAACGCAGCCAACGAUUGCCAAGACGUCGAUGAGCGCAACGACCUUAAUGAACCAAUUGAUCAAGCAUUUGCUGAAGGAUUUGUUCAAACGAACGAAGAACGUGAGAUGCAACGCCGUAUGGACCAAGAGCGAGAUGCUCAAGAUGGUGUGAUUCCAGAGCCGGUUCCAGCUUCGGUCAAUGCUCCAGCUCCAUCCGCUCCUAAUCUCGACGAUGUAAACCUCGAGGAGCCUCACCCAUCGAAUUCUGGACCAGUUUUAGUAGCGCCAGAGCUGGGAGAAGUAGGAAACGUUGCCGGACCGUCUCGAUUUCGCGAGCCUUUCCGGCCUAGUACACGUAAUGUUUUCUCUUCAUUUUACAACUCCAGUAACGUCUUGGUAAACCACGUUAUGCGGAAUGCAACCAAACAGCGCAAUGAUCAUCAACCUCGUGACCAACCGCUGCUAGAUGAUGAAGACGCCCCGUACGAAGACUUCAGAACGAGGCGCGAAAUACGCGUCUACGAUGGUGGCGUCCAGAGCGCUGUAUUUCCACAUCGACGUGGAAAUAUUAUGGCUAUUUUGAACCAGUCUGGCUAUACUUUCAACCCGCAGAUUCAGCGCGAGCUUCGUCACGAGUAUACUCUGCAUAGCCAGCAGAUGUAUUCUUCAGUUUAUACGAGCUGGUCACCGGACGACCGCCGUCCAACCACCCAUAUUUUCCUGAACGGAUGGUGGGUGAUUGGCGACGGUCUUGCCCACGGUGUUGCGAGAGAACCGCUGAGACGAGAUCCAACGUUAAAGAGUCGCUGGGACCGUAGCCGCUUCGCAGGAAGUUUUCUUUCGGCCAAACGUCUGCGACACAACAUCCAACAACAUGCCCGCAACAUCCCACGGUUCUGCGUAGUGGCCAUGGGAGGACACGACCUAACGCUUGAGUCCGAGCACACGGCCAGAAUAAACACGUCAGCGUUGAUUCAAUUUUUGUUAGACCAACGCGUGGAGCGAAUUCUUAUCCUCCCGAUAAUCAUCGCUGAUCGACGACCAGAUGCGGAGACUCGUCGAUCUUAUCGCGAAUGGCAGCGAGGAAUUUUGCCUCAAUUAGACAGAUCCCGCGUUACCUAUCUGCAAUUUUUGGAAGAAACAGUAGAUCGCGUCCAGCCUUACCAUGCCGACCUCGCCGGCAUCAUAUAUGCGCAUCCGUUCGUACAUUUCGAUAUCAUUUACCGUUUGGCUCAUAUGUUGCGUUAUUUCGAUUAAUUCUAUACCCGGUAUUUGCGUAAAUCUUUCGUUUUCUAUUUUUUCGUUGCUUGAAUUUGUGAAUUUUGUUAUUUUUUCUAUCUUUUCUAUUUCUAAGUUUGAAAUGAAGACAUGGCGGUUCGGCUGAGCAUUCGAUAUUACCUCCACGUUAAAGCCUGUUAUUUUCGAUACCCUCUUUACUCUUUUUACAUGUCUUCGUGUAUUAUUUCUAUUAAUUUGGAUUUUUAGUCGCAUUUUUCUUUCUAACAGGUAUUUACGAAAUUACCAGUUUAUAUUAGUUCUAUUAAUUCUAAGUUCGUUAUUUUUUGAGUUUUGAAUUACCUAUUCAAAUAUUAUUUCUACUGGUUCUAUGUUAUAUUGAUUCUAUUAUUAUUGCGAUUUGAAUAGCUGUGAGUUAUGUUCCUUUUGUUGUGCCGAAGAUAAAAAUAAAAAAGAAGAUGGCAUGAAUAUUAUUGUUUCAUUUUUUCAAUUACAGCUUCAAUUAAUUCAAUUACUUACAAUGCGAAAUCAACAUAACUAGAAAUGCACAUCUCUAAGAGUAAUUCAUUAUAUCGUAUCAUUUCGAAAGAAAAGAUUCUACUUGAGUUCUUAACCUGUAAAUAAUUAUCAUUUAAUAUGUUCAAGAGAAUGGUGAUACUACGAUACGUCGUUUGAAUAAUAAUA
This is a messenger RNA of Planococcus citri (citrus mealybug), 2641 nucleotides long. RefSeq lists its product as uncharacterized. The transcript has 5 exons. NCBI's taxonomy places the organism in Eukaryota, Metazoa, Arthropoda, Insecta, Hemiptera, Pseudococcidae. The coding region runs from base 155 to 1978 and encodes 607 amino acids. The record is from RefSeq and is a predicted model, not a curated record.